AUGUUAGUUAAUUAAAUGAAAUGUAUGUUUUAUUAAAAACUACGAAAUGAUGGAUUAUUUCACCUUAUACUUAAGAGAGCCUUGUAUUGCAAAUACUCUCAAUCAUAAAACUUUUUUUAUGAGAAACACAUAAAUGAUAAAAUUGAAGAUCAAUGUGUGAAAUGUAACAUCAAUUAUAAAGAUCAUUUGAAAUUUAAUGAUUAAAAUGAGCACAUGCAGGCAGAAGUAUAAACCCUCAACCAACUGAUCUAGAUAUUAUCGUUUUUUAGAAAGUGAAGAUCGAUUGCCAGCCUUACUUGAAUACUAUAAAUAUCAUAUCAAUAUACCUAGAAAUUUCUAUUCAAUUAUAAUUAAGAAGAGAAUGGAAAGAAAUAGGGAACUAUAAUAUUGUAAAAUUAAACAAGAAUUGGGUCUCUAUUAAAAUAUCAAAUAAGAUUCUUCAUAAAAAAUCAAAGAUACCUCUGAGGAUCAAUCUAUAAGUUAAAUGA
Messenger RNA from Paramecium primaurelia, 488 nucleotides. The record is from the annotation of a GenBank genome assembly. NCBI's taxonomy places the organism in Eukaryota, Ciliophora, Oligohymenophorea, Peniculida, Parameciidae.